AGAUCCAGAUACCAGAUGGCUGCUGAGCUGAGCGACAGUCCGGCUCCGGUUCCCGGGUCUCUCUCCCCCGAUAGCUUCGCCGGCGCUCAAGGAAAUCCGCGACACAUUUUGUCAGCAGCCACCGAGCAUGGGUCCCUUUGGUAAUAGAAUAGCCAAUGUAAUUUGACACUUCAACUUACUGCGCUCUCUCCGAGUCUAUUCAGUUACUCACCCACUGACGCUGAGCCCAUUCUCAGUGGCCGUGAGGGGGGAAGAUAUUUAAAAACAAGACGCCGAAUAUUUUGUACCGAGGACUUUCUCCGCUUCAUAGCCCGGGGCAGAAGACGUGAGGCGCUGGAGUGUUUCUCCUCCUGGUGUGUGAAUGGGUGGGGGGGUCUGCAGAGGCGACAAAUCAAGGAUUGAAAACAACACAGAACUCUCCAGUUUAAUGGCUGGCAGGUAGAGGCCAAAGAGGGACAAUCAACAUGAACUCGAUUCCGUCGAUGGACAGACACAUACAGCAGACCAAUGACCGUCUGCAGUGUAUCAAACAGCACUUACAAAAUCCAGCAAAUUUUCAAACAGCAGCGACCGAGCUGCUGGACUGGUGCGGCGACCCCCGAGCCUUCCAGCGCCCCUUCGAGCAAAGCCUGAUGGGAUGCCUAACGGUGGUCAGCCGCGUAGCAGCGCAGCAGGGCUUCGACUUGGACCUGGGCUACCGGCUCCUGGCCGUGUGCGCUGCCAACAGGGACAAGUUCACUCCAAAAUCAGCAGAAACCAACUGCUGCAGGAGGUGUCAGUCUGACUCAGCCCUUCUGUCCUCGUGGUGCGAGGAGCUGGGACGCCUCCUCCUUCUCCGUCACCAGAAGAACAGGCAGAACGAGCCUCCGGGAAAAGUGCCCAUGCAGCCUCCCAUGAGCUCCAUGAAGCCCAGCCUCUCACACGGAGAUGGGUCUUUUCCCUACGACUCGGUUCCCUGGCAACAAAACACCAAUCAGCCUCCAGGUUCAGUGUCUGUGGUGACCACCGUCUGGGGCGUGACCAACACUUCACAGAGCCAGGUGUUGGGGAAUCCCAUGGCCAACAACAGCAAUCCCAUGAACCCUGGAGGUAACCCCAUGGGCUCGGGUAUGGCUGGUAACAAUCCAGGCAUGAACUCUCCUCAGUUCCCCGGUGGUCCACAGCAGCAGUUUCCCAACAAAGGCAACUCCAACCAGGGCUACAUGCAGCAGGGCAUGUACGGACGACCCAACUACCCUGGAGGAGGAGGUUUUGGUGGCAAUUACCCAGGAGGGCCGAAUGCUGGACCUGGUGGAAUGGGCAUCCCUCCACACUCCCGUCCUCCGUCAGACUUCACUCAACCUGCCGCUGCUGCCGCUGCCGCUGCAGUCGCUGCUGCUGCCGCCACGGCAACUGCCACCGCCACGGCAACUGUAGCUGCCCUGCAGGAAACCCAGAACAAGGACAUGAACCAAUACGGACCGAUGAGUUCCUCUUUCCAGAUGGGACCAAACCAGGCGUACAACAGCCAGUUCAUGAACCAGCCAGGACCCCGCGGCCCUCCAUCCCUCCCUGGAAACAUGGGCACAGGCAUGAACGCGUCCAACAUGAGCGGACCCCCGAUGGGAAUGAACCAACCCAGGGGCCAAGGCAUGGGUCCUUUCGGGGCCCACGGCCAAAGGAUGCCCCAGCAAGGCUAUGCGGGUCCCCGGCCUCAGGGCAUGGGUAUGCAGGCCAUGAAAAGACCGUACCCUGGGGAGCCAAACUAUGGUGGGCAGCAGUAUGGACCAAACAACCAGUUCCCCAACCAGCAGGGGCAGUACCCCACGCCCAACGCCUCCAGGCCGCUGCCAUCUCCAAAUUACCCCGGCCAGAGGAUGCCAGGACAGCAGCUACAGGGCCAGUAUCCACCGCCCAGUGGCGCCAUGGGCCAGUACUAUAAGCAAGAGCCACCUUUCAAUGGCCAAACAAACAACUUCUCUGGGAGUGGAUAUCAGUACAACCAGGGGAAUAUGAAUGGGCCCCCCAGGCCAGUGGGUAACUACCCACACUCCCCAGUACCAGGCAACCCCACCCCUCCAAUGACCCCCGGCAGUAGCAUCCCUCCAUACCUGUCGCCAAACCAGGAUGUGAAGCCGCCGUUCCCUCCUGACAUCAAACCAAAUAUCACUGCUCUCCCUCCACCUCCAGCCAACCACAACGAGGAGCUGCGCCUGACGUUCCCAGUGCGAGAUGGAGUCGUCCUGGAGCCCUUCAGGCUAGAGCAUAACCUGGCUGUCAGCAACCAUGUCUUCCACUUACGGCCCUCAGUACACCAGACACUCAUGUGGAGAUCAGACCUGGAGCUGCAGUUUAAGUGCUACCACCACGAAGACCGUCAGAUGAACACCAACUGGCCGGCAUCGGUCCAAGUCAGCGUCAACGCCACGCCACUCACCAUCGAGCGGGGCGACAAUAAGACCUCCCACAAACCCCUGCACUUGAAACACGUAUGCCAGCCAGGCAGGAACACGAUCCAGAUCACAGUCACUGCCUGCUGCUGUUCGCACUUGUUCGUGCUGCAGCUGGUCCACAGGCCGUCGGUCCGCUCUGUCCUCCAGGGUUUGCUAAAGAAGAGGCUUCUGCCUGCAGAGCACUGCAUCACCAAAGUUAAGAGGAACUUCAGCAGCGUAGCGGCGUCAUCGGGCAACGCCACGCUCAAUGGAGAGGACGGCGUGGAGCAGACGGCCAUCAAGGUUUCCCUCAAAUGUCCAAUCACCUUCCGGCGAAUACAGCUGCCAGCGAGAGGACACGACUGCAAACAUGUUCAGUGUUUUGAUUUGGAAUCUUAUUUACAACUGAAUUGUGAGCGGGGGACAUGGCGAUGUCCUGUAUGCAAUAAAACAGCAUUACUAGAAGGACUGGAAGUGGACCAGUACAUGUGGGGAAUCCUGAACGCCAUUCAAAACUCGGAGUUUGAGGAGGUGACGAUUGACCCGACAUGUAGUUGGCGACCGGUGGCUAUUAAGUCUGAUAUCCAUAUCAAGGAGGAUCCAGACGCACCGCUGGCUAAGAGGUUUAAGACGAUGAGUCCCAGUCAGAUGAUCAUGCCCAACGUGAUGGAGAUGAUAGCUCAGCUCGGCCCUGGACCGUCACCGUACCCGUCAUUACCUUCUGGGCAAGGGGGCAACAACAGCGAAUACGGUAACCAAGGGAACAGUUACCAGGGGCACGGGAACUUUGACUUCCCUCACGGCACCCCUGGUGGUACGUCGAUGAAUGAUUUCAUGCACGGUCCUCAGCUGUCUCACCCGCCUGACAUGCCCAACAGCCUGAUGGCACAAGACAAGCCACUGUCCCACAACAUGCCCGACUCAAUACCUCAUUCUGCCAGCAAUGACCAGUCACACGGUCCGUUGCAGCAGAGUUUACAUGCGCCUCCACACCCUGGGAGCCAAUCAGGGCAGCAGCUACACCACAGCGGGCCUCCUCAGCCCUCGCGACAAGCUCCACCUCCUCAGCAACAGCAGCAGCAGCAGCAACAGCAGCAGCAGCCGGGCCCCAACAACCAUCCACACAGCGACCUGACCUUCAACCCCUCCAGCAGUUUGGACAGCCAAGCAGGGUCGGACAUGCCCGAGCCAUCUUUAGACCUUCUUCCAGAGCUCGCUAACCCAGAUGAACUGUUGUCGUACCUGGACCCCCCAGACCUCCCCAGCAAUAGCAACGAUGACCUACUAUCGCUCUUCGAGAACAACUGAGGCGAUUCAGACACACAUAAACUUUUCUGACUGCCUGCAGUUUCCCUGAGAACCCCCAGCGGUCGCUCAGUACUUGAUAAACACAAAGAUGCACUCCCUUUCUCUUCUUCCUCUUGUACAAUUUUCAUUCGCCAGCGCAGAUUGACUGAAAGAGGUUAAAACCCGAAGACACGGCGGGAUGUGGGGAGGGAUGUCGCCCUGCCCUCCCACCCCCGUGGUGAUACCUUUGAACUGUGCAGCUAUACCCAGUUGAUUUUUUUUUUACGCCACACAUGUACGUGUGCUCAUUAGGAAAGUGUUGUAGCAUUUUUUUAAUUCACGUUUUGUUUCCUUUUGAGAAGACAAAAAAAAAAGGAAUUCACUGUAUAAGAAAAGAAAAAUAACUGAAAAAAACCUGCGCUAUCUGGCCAGUGUGUUCUUGUUAUUCCAAUCUGAGAGGCCACAACUUCCUGGUGUCACAGCUCCAUUCCCUGACUGGUCCGGUUGGUCGCACUGUUUUGUCCACCACACAUCAUUUAAAAGCACAAGAGAUUCUGGCAAUGCAAAAACGAAAAAAGUCGGUCUUUACACAAGAAAAAAACAGAUCAGUUAAGUCACUGUAUGUCUGUCUUUGACAGUGUUUUUUUAAAGGAAAAUUUUAAAAAGUUUUUGGGAAUGAUCGGCUUCUACUUUGUCUACAAUUGUGCUAAAUACAUAUUUUUGUCAAAGGUUCUCAUCUUAACAGAUCUUGGCCCUACAACAACAAAAAUUUCUAUUGCACACAAAGACUAGCAUAUCUGUUCUUCAGCAUAUUGUAUAGUUAUCGACCUCCUGCACAAAGGAGUGGUUUUAGCGGAAAUGAAGGGUACAAUAUGAGAGAUUGGGGUUCCUGUGACGAUCCUGCUGCAUUUUAUUGCUUUUCUGCUCCUUCCAUGCCAUCUGCUCUGCAUGAGCCCUGGUGUCAGCAUUUUUGCAGACUUGCAUCUCUCUCCCUGUUAAAUGAUGUGCUGUUUAGUAGUCUACAAAGUGCAUGUGUGCCAAGCCCUUUGUCUAGUGCUGUUCCAAGUGGUGAAAAAAGAAAAAAAGAUAGUGUGGUUUUUAUCAGUUGCUGUUUCCACAGACCUCGUGUUUGUACAUUUGUUUGUUUUUUGAUUUCUGUCAGAUUUAGUUUGAUUUUAUUUAACACUAACAUUGAAGGGAUAAUGCUGAUAUCGGCAGUACAUUUGUCAUGUAUCUGCUGGAUAUACCGUGUUAUGUUUAUGAUCUUUUAUUUUCUCGUUUUGCUGUUGCUGCAUAAUUAAAAACUAUCCAUAAAUCUUUUUGGGAAACUGCUCAACAUCGCCAAAGUUAGAGGGAUGAGAAUGGAAAAUGUUUGUGUUUGCCUGUAUGCAACUGCGGGUGUGUGUGCUUGUUGAGUGUGCGACUGCGAGUGUGUGCGUGUUUGUAUCGGUGUGAUGGGAGGUAAUAUUGGUUUUGAAGAUAUAAGGGAGGACAGUUUAUCCAUCACUGCUGUUCAAGAAGUGGUUUUCGAAGCAGUAUUGGUGCAGACUUUUUUGCCACAUUUGUUUUCAAUUUCACUUUUUGAAAAGAGUGCUGUUCAGUAUGCAAAUGUAUUAUUUUUUAAGAAAUGCUAUUGUACUGUAAAUAUCAUUGUGAAUAUUUUUGUAUCAUCUUGAUAAUGUUUGUUCUCUGAUCAUUAGUCGUCCAACCUAACCGCAUACGCUCCCAGACUCCCAUCUGACCACUGACUUUAUUUGUAACCAGCACACAACAGCUGUCUUGUCUCGCCGCCUCAUCGUGGGGGGAAACCAGUCCAAAACGUUUCAUAAGCUAUUUCCUGCAGGUCAUCGUGUUUUCUAGUCACUUUCUCCCGGGUGUUUUCGCGCCCGUCGUCCCACUUUCUUUCACGGUUCCCUUCCUUGCAUCCGCUCAAGGUGAUUGUGUAGCAUCAUUUCAGUUUAAAGCAAUACUUUCUUUCGCGCUGAUUGAAAAUGAUCAAUGUUGUUGACUCAUGCAUUUAUGUUAACAUUUUAUCGGUGAUGCUGAACAGUAAUGUCUUUUUUGUUUGUUUUUUUAAGAAAUGUGGUAUCAGCUGGCUUUCAGUGUAAUUAGUGAGCUAUGUGAAUAUCAUUAAUUGUUGCUAAUUGUCGAUACAUGGUGGUAUUUUGAAGAUAUAUCACAACCAUAUUUUAAAGAAAUUCACAAUAUUGUUUAUAUUUUUGUUAUAGAAAAUGUGGCUUUUUUAAAAAAAAAAGCAUGAGACCAUAUACAUUUUUAUCCCCUUUUGUUGUUUUGGUAAAUUAUUUUGUACUGGUUUUUCUUAUUAAUCUGUAAGGCUAGAAAUCCAAUUUCUUUCGAUUGUAGCAUUGUGUUGAAUUAACCACCCUGAUUUUUAUGUCAACAUUUUAAACGUCAUUUAAGGAAUCUUAUUUGUUCCUGUUCAGAGCACUGACAUGUUUCAUAUUUAAAGAGACAUCCAAUCAAAAAAAAAAAAAAAAAAGAAAAACAUCCAUCUUUUAACAAUCCACUGCCACCUUUUCAUUCUUUGCUUUUCUGAAUCGAAACUUUCAAACAAUCCCAUGGAAGUCGUUAUCAUUUCAUAUUUUAUUCUUGCUUUUCAAGUGAGCCAAUUUGGUGUAUGAGGCAGCACCCCGAAUCUGUAGUUGCACAAUCACAAUAAAGGGCCAUUUCUCCGGGGGAUGUUGUUUUAAAAAAUGGUAAAUAAUGAUUUAAAAAAGAAAAAAAAAAGACAGAGAGGAAGGGCACGUUCAUUAGUCUGGCCUGGAAAGGAUGCUGAGGGUAAGACUAGGUCAAACGUCCUGAGGAUGCCUGUAUAUAUGUAAAUUAAUAUAGAGACAUGUGAACAGAAAUGUAUUCAUUUUCCCUGGGAAUGUGCAUUGUUUCUUCAGAAUAAUAAAAAGCUUGCAACCCCUCUACUGGAAGUGGCUGAAUAUGGAAAAAUGAAACUUGUUAGUUAGUGUCUGUGGGUAUCUCUCAGCAUUUUGUUCCCCCUCUGUAAUAUGCUUUCACCUCUUUUGUUAGAGGAACUGGGACAGCUAUGUUUUACAUGUAAUAUUUAGCCUAAGUGUUCUAGUCUGUCACCUGCAUACUCCAAGGUGCUAAAGCUAAAAAAAAAAACAAAAAAAACAAGGUUACAAAGAAAAUCGCUUGGAGGUGAGGGAGGAAGGGCAGUGGGAGGGACGGGUCCUUGAAGAUUGUAACCAAAUCCAUAGUUUGUACAAUUUUUUGAUAUCAUGAACAGUUGGAAAAAUGAUACAAUCUAAGGUGAUUCAUGCAAAUGUGGCCAUUGUCUCUAUGUUUGUACAUUGUAUGUACAAUCAUUUCAUAUUCUAAACUGGUCAGAAAAUAAAGGAACUAAUUGUGAUUUUUAGUCUUGCAGAACUGUAUGUAGUUAGAUGAUGUGACAACCUAAUAUUUAUCUAAUAAAUAUGUAUUCAGAUGAUACCAGUA
Messenger RNA from Acanthochromis polyacanthus (spiny chromis), 7169 nucleotides. RefSeq names its product zinc finger MIZ domain-containing protein 1-like. The record is from RefSeq and is a predicted model, not a curated record. Lineage: Eukaryota; Metazoa; Chordata; Actinopteri; Pomacentridae. Gene Ontology annotation, biological process: regulation of transcription by RNA polymerase II; protein sumoylation. Bases 465 to 3719 code for a protein of 1084 amino acids. Gene Ontology annotation, molecular function: SUMO ligase activity; zinc ion binding. The transcript has 23 exons.